GAUAAUACGACUGCGCGAUGCAACUCAAGAAGAAGAAGAAACAGGAAGUGGUUGUCAACACUGGUCGUACUUGACUUGUAAACUCAUAGAAAACCGAAUUAACUUGGUGUUUAUGUGUGAACUACCACACGAUAAGCCGGUUUAAUGAGCCUGUGUCACUGACAAACCGCCAGCAGCAGCGCUACGUUUGUUUCGAGUCGGAGCUGUCCAACAUGGCGGCUAUAGACGUGGAGGAUGAGAGUAUUCUGGCGUCGAUCUUUAAGGACAGCUUCCCGGACAGCUGGAGGGACAACCCGGACUUUGCGACCUACCUGUCCGAACUGAGCUCCUUCGGGGUGGAGAAGCUGAGCCGGGAACCGGAGCGGCUGGCGGAGGAGCGGGCUCAGAUCCUACAGCAGACCCGAGAGCUGGCCUUCUCCAACUACCAGACCUUCAUCCGCACCGCCGACUGCACCGAGCUCAUCUACCGGGACUUCGGCCGGGUGGAGAGCAGCGUGUCCCGGCUGCUGGACAAGCUGCCCAGUUUCGGGGAAAGAUGCAGGGGUUUUAUGAAGGAGGCGGAAGAGAUCGGAGCGAGUCGCCGGAUGAACAGCCUCACGCUGAAUCGUCACACUGAAAUCCUGGAGAUCCUGGAGAUCCCUCAGCUCAUGGACACGUGCGUCCGCAACGGCUACUACGAGGAGGCUCUGGAGCUGGCAGCGUACGUCAAGAGGCUGGAGAAGAAGCACUCUUCGCUCCCCGUCAUCCAGGGAAUCGUGCGUGAAGUGCGUCAGUCAACACAGCUGAUGCUCAACCAGUUGCUGCAGCAGCUGCGCAGCAACUCGCAGCUUCCUGUCUGCCUGCGUGUCAUUGGCUAUCUGCGGAGGAUGGAUGUGUUCACGGAGGCGGAGCUACGGGUGAAGUUCCUGCAGGCUCGCGGCACCUGGCUGCACUCCAUCCUCUCUGCCAUCUCUGAAGACGACCCCUACUUCCACAUCACCAAAACCAUUGAGGCCUGCAGAGUCCACCUGUUCGACAUCAUCACCCAGUACAGAGCCAUCUUCUCUGACGAGGACCCCCUGGUGCUCCCUGUAGCUGGGCAGGUGGCGGUGAACGAGGCCGCCAUCUUCCACGGUUGGGUGAUACAGAAGGUGGCUGAGUUCCUGGAGACUUUAGAGAGGGACUUGCAGCGGGGUGUGGGCGGCCGACUGGACUCCCUCCUGGGUCAGUGCAUGUACUUUGGCCUGUCCUUCAGCAGGGUGGGGGCAGACUUCCGUGGCCAGCUGGCGCCCAUGUUCCAACGGGUGGCAGCAGAGACGUUCUGCACAGCUGUGGAAGAGGCGGUGGACAAGUUCCAGGAGGACAUGAACCUGUACACACUCAUUGCCCUGCCCUCGGUGCUGGGGGGCACCAUCCCUCCCGUGGCCCCCAGUACCCAGGCUGGCACCCUGCAGCCCCCCAUGUCCCUGCUGGACUUCCAGCCGUUGGCCUGCUUCCUCAACAACAUCCUGACCGCCUUCAAUGACCUCCGGCUGUGCUGCCCCAUCGGUUUGGCUCAGGACGUCACCGGAUGUCUCGAAGACGCCCUCAAGAAGGUGACCCGUCAGAUUUUGGUGUUUCACCGCGCGGAGGAGUCGGCCUUCAGCAGCAGAGAGAAGGAGCUAUUUGUUCAGUUCUGCUCUUCGUAUGCUGACGACCUGCUGCCGUUCCUCAACCGCUGCCUGCAGGUCCUGUUUCCUCCGGCUCAGCUCGCUCUCAUUCUGGGUGUUCCUCCAACUCAGCUGCACAGGUACGGCAGUUUGGGCUGCAUCAACCUCUCCGCUGUCCUCCAGCCUCUGGACUUCCUGCUUCCACAGAGAGAGACAUUAGUGGCGUCAGCGCCGGAGCUCAACAUUACCAACGAACUGAGCAGCCUGACGCUUGAGACGCAGCUCAAAGAACCAGAAAUGGAUCCUGACAACGCGGUGGUGGCAGGACGUCCCGACGACUCCGAAGUGACAGAGCCAAGGACCGAGGAAGAAGAUGAUGGAGAGACAGUAGAGGACGGAGAAUUUUCUUUGGGUUAAUGCGGCACAAUACUGAAGUAGUGAGUGAGUUUUUUAUGUGUUGUGGAUUCACUGCUGAAUCUGAUGGGCAGCUUCAAGAAUCCCUCUGAACUCUAGGAACUGGUGAUGGAUAUAAAUUAAAACUAGUUAACUUCCUCUCCUUAUUUUGAAGGUUUAGGAUGACAGUAACAGAAAGCAGAUCAAACCGCAGCAGGCCUUACGACACGAAACAGCCCUGCGUUAACGAACAAGUCGUUCUGCAGCUCGUCAGUACAGACGGCUCACACGCUCCUGUUAACACUUAAUCAGCUGGUGGAUUAAAAGAAAACCUGCUACUGCUCUGA
Scatophagus argus is the source of this 2368-nucleotide messenger RNA. RefSeq names its product component of oligomeric golgi complex 8 (gene cog8). Gene Ontology annotation, cellular component: COG complex. Lineage: Eukaryota; Metazoa; Chordata; Actinopteri; Scatophagidae. The transcript has 5 exons. Bases 213 to 2045 code for a protein of 610 amino acids. The record is from RefSeq and is a predicted model, not a curated record. Gene Ontology annotation, biological process: intra-Golgi vesicle-mediated transport.